CAUUUGUAAAUAUUUUAAAAAGCUGAACUAAGACUGUUUGAGCGCAAAAACCGAAAAUGAGGCGAACCUAUAAAUCUAAAAAGGAAACUGGGCUGGAUCCUAGAGAUGUGAAGCAAAUUGUUGAUGCGAAGAGUUCUGUUUUCGAUGCGUUUUAUAUAGAAAACAUUAAACAGGCUAAACGCGAACUUUCUUGUUUAGGAGUAUCUAAUCAAUUUGCAGCAUCAAAUAGAGUACGCAAGAAAAAAUAUGUGAAACGACUAAAAGAACCAGAAAUUAUUAGAGAGUCUACGUCCAGGUCCACAUAUUUGACCCCGGAUAAAUCUUUACGGGUUAAUAAACCCGAAGAUUUGUUCGAUCAACUACUUCGUUCAUCCCCACCGAAAAAUUCACCAAUAUUUAAAUGUGAUCUCAAAGACAAUGAACAAAAGAAAAACAAGAAAUAUUAUAGAAAAAGAAAACAAAAAAUCAUUAAGAAAGUGAAUUAUUCCAGCUCUGAUACUUCAGAUUCAAGCAAAGAAAAUAUUGAUUUCAAUCAAUCUGAUAUUAAAUCAUAUAAACUACACAUAGAGAAAGAGUUGAAUAGCUCAAAAAGUUGCAAUGACUCUAUUGAAGACAUUGAUGGAAAUCUAUCAAUGUUUAAUAACCCUGACUUUGAAAAGGACAAACUCUUAUCAUUCACACCCAAUAGAAAAAUAAGCCAACUAAGAAGCUCAGAAGUGGGCACAUCACCAUUUUGUAGCACACCAUUUCAUGAAAAAUAUAGAGGGAAAUCUAUUUACAAAUAUUCACCUAUCACUAUUAAUUCAAAUCAUAAUUUAACAAACAUAAUAGAAAACAGAACUAGUGAUGUUUAUGAAAAUAUUGAGCAAAAUAACAGAUCUACUCCAGUAAGACAUGUUAGUAAAGAAAUAAAUGCAGCAGUAGAUGGUUUAAAACAUUUAAAAUCAGAUGAUCCUUGUAUUGCUGUUAUUGAUUUCUCCAAAAAUGAUAGCAAUGUUACUAAAUCUAAAGAAGGCGAGAUUAUUGCAACAAACUCGUUAGAAACAUCACAACCGCAAGAUGCUAGUGUCCUACAAGUCUCAGAAAAUGACAAAUUUCUUGGUUUCUCAAAUGUGAAUAAGACUGCCGAAAUGGAAGUAUUAAAUAAAUACAAGGAAAUAAAUGAUCAACUUACUAUGAACUGCUCUAUGACUUAUACUGAUGAUGAAUUACCUAGUGAACCUUUCUUGGGCUUCUCAAAUGAUAAACAAAAUAUUGAGAAUGAAAUGGAAACCAUUACAUCCAACAGUGAUUUAGAUAAUACACAAAAAGCGGAAUCUGGAUCUUUAUAUGAUACAUGUAGUGAAAAUGAGUCAAUAGAGAAUAAUACUGUAACAAACAAAGAACCAAUUGUUAAGAUUCAAAGACUGAGCCAAUCUAUUCUAGAGAAGUACUUAAAUAAAAACCAAAAAUCUGACGCAGAAUUUGAUUUUAAUGACAGCAUUUCUACUGAUAAUUAUGCCAGCUUUACUUCAGAUACAACUAAUAAAUCAUCUGAAAUUAAUGAAGAUAGGGACUCUUUUGACUCUUCGCCAGAAAACUGCACAGUUUCAGAAAACAGAGAUUCAGAAACAUUUACAGAUUCAGAUGAUACAAAAGACGUCACUGUGAAUUUCGUAACAACAAGAAGAAGGAACGAAAUGACGAAUGAUUCAUUUUUCUUUACUCUAGAUAAUUCUAUAAGCUGUAUUAAUAAUUUAGGUGUAGAUGAUGAGGCUACAAUAGCAGAUAAAAAGGAGCCGGAGGACACCGGUAAUGUAAUUAGUACAAUAAGUGAAAAAGACAAUACAAUUACUGAAACAUUGAGUUCCAAUGAUGAUGAACCUGGUGCAAGUAAUACAAUAACAAGAAGAACUAAAGUCCCACAAUCACCAAGAUCAUCUAUCACUGUGAGAAAGAGUAACAGACCAGACACUAGUUGUAGACCUUCAAUCACAACAAGACAAAGUAUAAGACUGACUAGCAAUAUGUCCCUUAAUACUAGUGAAAUAAAACAUCCUAUAGUUCUGCAACCAGGAAAAAAAUGGCAAAGGUCCUUAAGUAUUUAUAGAAGAAUGACGACAAUGGUAGACGGUACAGAUUAUUCAAUGCUUGAUAUUGAACCAUUGGAGAAUAAGGGAAGGAAAUAUAGGCAAAGUGUAAUAGCCACAAUUGAGUUGCAAGAUUUAAAUGCUUCACUUCACAAUGAAUCAAUUAAAAGUCGCAGAAGUACUUUUGUUUCAAAGCCCAUCAGGUCAACAAUUAAAUUAGAUUCUAAUGAAUCAAGAUCCAGCGUUUGUUCUUCGGCUGCCUUUGACGAUUCGAAAGGAUAUUUGUCCGAGGAUUGUGAUGAUACGGUUGUCGACUUAUCAAAGCUCUCGCUCGGUGACUCGGAGGACGAAGACGUCACUGUCUUAGACAAUUUUCAUGAAACGACAAGCCGUCCGAGUACUGCAAGUGCAGCGCGUGAUUACGUCCUACGACGCUGCAACCAGACAGAUGCGCUAUUGUUUGAUGAAUGCUAUCCAGAUACAGCUUUAAAGAACUGCCGCAAGAUCGGCGAGGGCGUAUACGGCGAGGUGUAUCUGUGGCGCGCGGGCGACGGGCGGGCGCGCGUGCUCAAGGUGAUACCGGUGGACGGGGACACCGUGGUCAACGGGGAGAAACAGAAGGACUAUGGCCAGAUUGUGUCCGAGAUUGUGAUUGCUAUGGAAUUGAGCGCUCUUGGCGCUCCGAUACCAGAUAUAGAGAGUCACUUAAAUGAAGGGAAGAACGUUGAAACUUUGGAUUUACAUUCUGUAGAGAAUGCAACUGAUGUCUUCAAUAAGGUUCUAGCCGCGCGUCUAGUAUACGGCCCGUACCCAGCCCGCCUGCUCGACCUGUGGGAGCUGUACGACGAGACCACCGGCUCGGAGAACGACAGCCCCGCUGCAUUGCCCCCACAACAACACUAUCUAGUGUUGGAGCUAGCCAACGCGGGACAAGAUCUAGAGGGAUAUCAGUUUAACAACGCCGAGCAAGCAUACGCGCUUUAUAAGCAGAUUGCGUUCGCGUUGGCCGUAGCGGAGGAGGGUCUGGAGUUUGAGCAUCGUGACCUGCACUGGGGCAACGUGCUCAUUGCGCCUACCGAUCAGAAGUACGUGACGUUCGUACUCCGCGGCCGCGCGCACCGCGUGCUCUCUUGCGGCGUGCGCGCCACCAUCAUCGACUACUCGUUGUCCCGUGCGCGCAUGCGCAGUACCGCCGCACCGCUGUACUGCGACCUCGCGGACGACGAGGCGCUGUUCGACGCGCUCGGCGACUAUCAGUUUGAGGUGUACCGACUCAUGCGGGAGAGGCUCGGUAACGAUUGGAAGAACUACGACCCGUUCACAAACAUUCUGUGGCUGCAUUACACUGCUGAUAAGAUGAUAACAGCCCUCCGAUACACACGCACCAACACCAAGAUACACAAGCACUAUAUUGCCAAGCUGAAGGACGUCAAAAACAGAAUACUGCAGUACGGGUCCGCCGCCGAAUUCGUCAUCACAGACAACGAAAUAUAAUUAUCUAUAAUAAAUAAUAAUAAAACUAUAAUUAAUGCUCUACGCAACAUACUCAACGAUACCAAACGCAAAAAAGUAUGAUCAUUUCAAACUAUUUGAAUUUGUAUUUGUAUUCGUCGUACCCAUAAUAAAUAACUCGUAUAUUUUUUAUACUUCAAUAUGGAUAUCCUUUGCGAUUGUUAUAAAUUUGAAUCUGAACAAUUUAAUUAUAAUGUAAAUAAUAGUGGUUUUGAUAAAUUCGUGAAUGUAGUGGACGCUAAAAGAAUUAUUUACAAUGUUGUUUCAUUAGUACAAUUUCAGCUGAAGGGUGCCUUUGGUGGCAAAGUGCCUUUCCAAUUGAAUAAAUUCAUAUAUUACAUUCUA
Messenger RNA from Colias croceus (clouded yellow), 3926 nucleotides. It is a transcript of the gene Haspin, whose product is annotated as dentin sialophosphoprotein. Gene Ontology annotation, cellular component: nucleus; cytoplasm. Gene Ontology annotation, biological process: mitotic cell cycle; protein phosphorylation; intracellular signal transduction. Lineage: Eukaryota; Metazoa; Arthropoda; Insecta; Lepidoptera; Pieridae. The coding region runs from base 57 to 3563 and encodes 1168 amino acids. The transcript has 12 exons. The record is from RefSeq and is a predicted model, not a curated record. Gene Ontology annotation, molecular function: histone H3T3 kinase activity; ATP binding.